CAACAAGGCUUCCCCUUGUUUCCAGGAGCAUAACUUAACUUCUAUUGCCUCAACAAUUCCUCUGCUUAGACAUGGCUUGUGAAACCAAUACAUGGUUGGUUAUGUUUUUUCUUUUCUUGGCUGCAAACUGCAUGCAACACUGUGUUCUUGGGGUGUCCCAAGUGCCAUGUCUUUUUAUCUACGGGGAUUCCAUGUCUGACAGUGGAAACAACAAUGAACUUCCAACCACUUUCAAAUCUAAUUACAGACCUUAUGGGGUGGACUUUCCAUUAGGACCAACUGGAAGAUUUAUCAAUGGCCGAACAGAAAUUGACAUAAUUGCUCAGUUUCUGGGAUUUGAGAGUUUCAUACCACCCUUUGCAAACACUAGCGGAUCAGACAUACUCAAGGGUGUGAACUAUGCAUCAGGUGGAGCUGGAAUACGCGUUGAAACCGGCUCGCAUGCGGGUGGGUCUAUCAGCCUGAGAUCACAGCUAGCAAAUCACAGAGUCAUAGUUUCUGAAAUUGCUACCAGACUCGGAAGUCCUGACUUGGCUCAACAAUACCUUGAAAAAUGCUUGUAUUAUGUGAACAUAGGUAGCAAUGAUUACAUGGCCAAUUACUUCCUUCCCCAGUUCUACCCAACAAGCAGCAUCUAUACUAUUGAGCAAUAUACAGAAGCUCUGAUCGAAGAGUUAUCUCUGCAUUUACAGGCUUUGCAUGAAGUUGGAGCGAGAAAGUAUGCGAUUGCAGGGUUGGGUCUUUUAGGAUGCAUUCCUGGUAUCAUGGCUUCUUAUGGGACAAAUGAAUCUUGUGUUGAAGAGCAGAACGCUGCAGCAUUCCAUUUUAAUAACAAGCUUAAAGCUCUGGUGGAUGGACUCAAUGACGCAUUCUCUGCUGAUUCCAAGUUCAUCUUUAUGGACACUCAAGCAUUGGCCAUUUACCUUCGCGAACAACAACGUUUCGAGGUUCCAGAAGCUCCUUGCUGCCAACCAGGGUUAUCGGGGCUGUGUAUUCCUGAUGAAACGCCGUGCAAUGAUAGGAACGCUUAUGUGUUUUGGGAUGCAUUCCACCCCUCUGAGGCAUGGAACCUACUCAAUGCAAUAACAAAUUAUAAUUCUACCUCUACUUCAGCCUUCACUUAUCCAAUGGACAUCGAGCACCUUGUUGACUAUGAAAUUAAAAUGGAAUUGGAACUCACUAAUCACUCCACUUCACGACUUAGUGCCACUGAAUAAGCUUUCGUUAUCAUGCAGUAGUUCAUGUGGGAUAUACUACUGAAUAAAAUGGCUGUCCUUCAUCAAAUAUGGUCCUACUUGUCUUGGAUUUUAUUACUUUGUAAUCUAUAGCUUGUAUGCUGUCAUGAAUGCAGGCAUAGUUGUUGUUGUUUUUGUGGAAUGCAAUUCUAAAUCAAGGAUGUAAUAUAUAAUUUGCAAAACUAAUGAAUAAUGAGUUUAUCAUUCUACCAGUAAAA
Messenger RNA from Vigna unguiculata (cowpea), 1453 nucleotides. RefSeq names its product GDSL esterase/lipase At1g29670-like. Lineage: Eukaryota; Viridiplantae; Streptophyta; Magnoliopsida; Fabales; Fabaceae. Gene Ontology annotation, molecular function: hydrolase activity, acting on ester bonds. The record is from RefSeq and is a predicted model, not a curated record.